AAAUAUUUUUUCACGUGACAACUUUUCUAUCCAUGUCAUUUAAAUCAUAUAAAUUCAAGUUUAGUUGGCAAUACCAUAGUGUGUAGUGAAAAAUGGCGAAUUUACUACCUCGUUCCUUUGGUCUUGCCGAAACAAUUUUUGUUAAAAAUGGGACGAAGUUGUUGGCAGCGACAACAUCCCACAAUCUACCAAAUAAUCAACAAGUUAGGCAUUUGAAUGUCCAUGAAUAUGUGAGCUACACACUUCUUAGGGACAAUGGCAUUCCCGUGCCUAAAUUUAACAUUGCCAAGACCCAGGAAGAGGCAGUCAAGUAUGCACAAGAACUGAACACCAAAGAUAUUGUACUAAAGGCUCAGGUUCUGGCUGGAGGUAGAGGAAAAGGUUCAUUCAAAAAUGGGCUGAAAGGUGGUGUUAGAAUGGUUGACAAACCUGAGGUGGCUGGAGAUAUUGUCGGCAAGAUGCUCAAGCAGUACUUGGUGACGAAGCAGACGGGUGCAGCAGGUCGCAUUUGUAACAUGGUCAUGGUUACCGAGAGGAAGUUCCCACGCAGAGAGUUCUAUGUAGCCAUCAUGAUGGAAAGGAGUUUUAACGGUCCGGUAAUCAUUGCAUCAUCUCAAGGAGGUGUCAACAUUGAGGAUGUGGCUGCCGAGAAUCCCGAUGCCAUCACAUAUGAACCCAUAGAUAUUGUCACCGGCAUCACUGAUGAACAAAUAUCCCGUGUUAUUAACAAGAUAGGACUUCAAGAACAUGCCCCAGCGGCUAGUGAUAUGAUGAAGAAAAUGUAUGACUUGUUCUGUAAGAAAGAUGCUUUACUGAUUGAAGUCAACCCUUAUGCCGAGGACGCUCUAACAGGACAAUUCUUCUGCCUGGAUGCUAAGUUUAGAUUUGACGACAACGCUCAGUUUAGACAGAAGGAACUCUUCAAGCUUAGAGAUAUUUCCCAAGAAGACCCCAAAGAGAUUGAGGCAGCCAAGUUUGACUUGAACUACAUCGCUCUUGACGGUAGUAUUGGUUGUAUGGUGAAUGGAGCUGGUCUUGCUAUGGCCACUAUGGAUAUCAUCAAACUAUACGGAGGGGACCCAGCCAACUUCCUCGACGUUGGAGGAGGCGCCACCGCUCAGGCCGUCUCGGAGGCAUUCAAGAUUAUCUUAUCAGACCCAAAGGUGUCUGCUAUCUUAGUGAACAUCUUCGGAGGAAUUAUGCGCUGUGACGUCAUCGCCGAGGGUAUCAUCAACGCUGCGAAGAACCUCAACAUCCAAAUACCAGUGAUUGUACGACUUCAGGGUACCAAAGUCAAUGAGGCUCGCAAGUUGAUCGCGGAUUCGGGUCUGCGCAUUGUACCCAGAGACGACCUGGACGAGGCGGCCCAGCUCGCCGUGCAACUCUCCGAGAUCGUGUCCCUCGCCAAGAAAGCCGGAGUCGAGGUCAAAUUCGAUAUCCCUAAAUACAUGUUAGAAAAGUAAAGCCAUAAAGUAUUACCAUAAUCAAAAAUGAAUAUUAAAAAAAAAAACUGUUAAUCUCAUUCACCUCUUUCGAAUAUGGAACACCACGCUUGUUGUUGAUAUAGUUAAUCAUAUGUAAGAAUCAUGCGCUGUGUUAUUUAUUGUAGAUGACAUUUAGUUUGUAGGUACAAAAUGUUUCAUUUAUAUUUUUGAUCGUUUUAUUUGUAAUUGUUGUAUUUUAUUAAAUAAGUAACAGUUCUUGUUUACAUGUUUAUUAUAACCUUUAGUGUAUUAAGCACUGUUCUAUGAUAAUUGUAGUAAAAUUUUGAAGCCAAACAUUUACUGUCCACUUUGGUGUUCCUUGUACUCGCCUUUUUUUUAAAUAACAUCUUAUUUAUUGUACUUUAAGAGUAAGUAAAUAAAUAUUGGUUGCAUAUAAUGUUUAAUUACACCGAAGACUUUCUUUCGCUCAUUAAUGGAGUCCGACUUGUUAUAUUGAUGUUUCUAUGUAGUAUUUAACCACAUUAUUAUAAAUGACAUUGUUUACUUGUAUAGUAAUUUGCCAAUUUGUAUAGGGACAGCGUUGCCCUCGAACGUGUAUCUUCGCAAUAAUUAUGUAUUUCGUACUUUGCGUACUUUGUAUGUAUGUUUCUUUGUAAAUAGUGAACCGUUUCAUCUUAGUCCAAACAUUUUAUCAAUGGGUAUUCUUAAUAUAACAGUACAAUAAGUUAUGUAUUUAUUCGAUUUAUCCAAGUGAUAUUUAUUGUGUUGCUGUAAACAGUAAUAAACUAUUAUAUUAA
Messenger RNA from Danaus plexippus (monarch butterfly), 2242 nucleotides. It is a transcript of the gene ScsbetaA, whose product is annotated as succinate--CoA ligase [ADP-forming] subunit beta, mitochondrial. Gene Ontology annotation, cellular component: succinate-CoA ligase complex; mitochondrion. Gene Ontology annotation, molecular function: metal ion binding; ATP binding; succinate-CoA ligase (ADP-forming) activity. The transcript has 10 exons. The record is from RefSeq and is a predicted model, not a curated record. Gene Ontology annotation, biological process: succinyl-CoA metabolic process; tricarboxylic acid cycle. NCBI's taxonomy places the organism in Eukaryota, Metazoa, Arthropoda, Insecta, Lepidoptera, Nymphalidae. The coding region runs from base 93 to 1463 and encodes 456 amino acids.